Molecule: messenger RNA, 1143 nt
Organism: Leucoraja erinaceus (little skate)
Lineage: Eukaryota; Metazoa; Chordata; Chondrichthyes; Rajiformes; Rajidae
Gene: sstr1a
Product: somatostatin receptor 1a
Exons: 1
Coding region: 1-1143 (380 amino acids)
Biological process (GO): neuropeptide signaling pathway; cellular response to estradiol stimulus
Cellular component (GO): membrane; neuron projection
Molecular function (GO): somatostatin receptor activity; neuropeptide binding
Source: RefSeq, a predicted model, not a curated record
AUGCUGGUGGGAUUGAAAGGGAAAACCUUUACGUUAGUCUUCGAGAACAUGUUGCCCAAUGCCUCUGGCAACCCGGGCGAUGCCAUGAACGGCGCUAACUCAACACACAACGGGACUGCAAGCAGCGCCUUCAGCCACACGAUCUUUAUCUCGUUCAUUUACUCGGUCGUGUGCUUCGUCGGGCUGUGCGGGAACUCCCUGGUCAUCUACGUGAUCCUGAGGUACGCCAAAAUGAAGACAGCAACCAACAUCUACAUCUUAAACCUGGCAAUUGCCGACGAACUGUUCAUGCUGAGCGUGCCCUUCCUGGUGACGGCCACGCUGCUGGAUCACUGGCCCUUCGGCUCGUUGCUCUGCCGGCUGGUGCUCAGUGUGGACGCCGUCAACAUGUUCACUAGCAUCUACUGCCUCACUGUCCUCAGCGCGGACAGGUACAUCGCGGUGGUGCACCCCAUCAAAGCGGCCAGCUACAGGAGACCCACCAUAGCCAAAGCAGUGAACCUGGCGGUGUGGCUGCUGUCCACGCUGGUGAUCUUGCCUUUCAUCAUAUUUGCAAACACGGCCCCCAACCCCGACGGCUCCGUGGUCUGCAACAUGCAGAUGCCCAAACCCGACAGGCAGUGGCUGGAAGUGUUCGUGGUCUAUACGUUCCUCAUGGGCUUUCUCAUUCCCGUCGUGGCUAUCUGUCUGUGCUACAUCCUCAUCAUUGUCAAAAUGAGGGCGGUGGCUCUCAAAGCGGGCUGGCAACAGCGGAAGAAGACGGAGAGGAAGAUCACCUUGAUGGUGAUGAUGGUGGUGACCGUGUUUGUGAUGUGCUGGAUGCCAUUUUACAUCGUACAGUUGGUGAAGAUAUUUCUGGGGCGACAAAAUCUGACCGUCAGCCAGCUGGUGGUGGUCUUAGGUUACGCCAACAGCUGUGCUAACCCUAUUCUCUACGGCUUUCUGUCGGACAACUUCAAGCGAUCGUUCCAGAGGAUCCUGUGCCUGCGAUGGAUGGACAAUGUUGCAGAGGAGCCCAUGGAUUACUAUGCCACGGCCCUCAAAAGCAGACCAUACAGCGCGGAGGAAUUCCAACAGGACCCGAUGGAGUCAGAGAGUGUGUACCGCAAUGGUACCUGUACCUCAAGAACCACCACCCUCUGA